CAAUUUGUAAACAAAAAAAUUACAACUUUCUAAUCAACAGAUAACAAUUGAUAAAUAAUUUAUUUUAUAUUAUUUUUGUUUAGUAAAUACUUAAUUGAACUCGUCUAAUUCGAUUUACAUAAGUCUAAGAUCAGAGAAAAUGGAUAGAAACGAAGGAGGCAUUAAAUUUGUAAAUUGCAUUGGAUCAGACAUUAAUAUAUGGAAAAAAGGACCUUAUGAUGAAGAUUUUGAAUGUGAAACUUGUUUACUGUAUGAUGAACCUGAAUAUCAGCUUGAUGGUCAAGAAGACAUUAAUACUAGUUGGAAAUUUUUUGAUCAUAUAACAAAAAGAUAUCUAUUAGGGAAUGGAAAAAAAAUUUUUCAUUACCAAAAAUAUGAAUGCCCACCAAUCAUAGUUAAAAUUAACACUCCAUUAUAUACUUUACAAGAACUUUGCACAUACACGAUUUCUAGAAGACUUUUGGCUAACAACAUUGGAGAUACAGCAAUUGAUGAAUUGGAAUUACCUGAACAGUUGAAAAUUGAUAUCAAAAGUUGUGUAGAGAAUUUAAAAGAAAGAUAUGAAGCAGAUGGAGAUGAUUUCCGUCAAGAUUGGACAGUAUAUCAUGAAGAAGAAUAUCGCUAUUAAAAUGUUUUAAAUAAAAGUUUUUAUUCAUAUUUUAUUUUACAUACUAUAGUUUAUUUUUAAAUAUAAUAUAAUAUUUUUUUUUUCAUUUUUCAUUGAAUUUCAAAAAAAAAAUAUUUAAUCUUCGUAUCGUUUUGUUUUAAUACUUGACUUAUAUUUUUUGCUAGAGACUAAGUAUUACUCAUUAUUAUUAAUUAAUAUAAAAUAUAUAGUUAAAUAUUUAUUA
Messenger RNA from Rhopalosiphum padi (bird cherry-oat aphid), 851 nucleotides. RefSeq lists its product as uncharacterized. The transcript has 2 exons. The coding region runs from base 140 to 628 and encodes 162 amino acids. The record is from RefSeq and is a predicted model, not a curated record. Lineage: Eukaryota; Metazoa; Arthropoda; Insecta; Hemiptera; Aphididae.